Naegleria lovaniensis is the source of this 1215-nucleotide messenger RNA. RefSeq lists its product as uncharacterized. Lineage: Eukaryota; Heterolobosea; Eutetramitea; Acrasida; Naegleriidae. The transcript has a single exon. The record is from RefSeq and is a predicted model, not a curated record. Bases 1 to 1215 code for a protein of 404 amino acids.
AUGUCCUCCACCCUUCCUUCAUCAUCCUCUCAUCUCAGUACUUCCACAAAGAAGAGUACAUUUGAAAUCAAUGUGUGUAGUUUCAAUAUUAGGUACGAUAGUUUACUUGAUUUUGGAAAUAAAUCAUGGCGAGUGAGAAAGGCUCUUGUGUCAAAAUUCAUUCAAGGCUUGAGUCUUGUUCCGAAGACCAACGACGAUGUGAUGGAAGAAGGAAAUUCAUCAUCCUAUGAAACAAAUGAAACGAAGAAACAACAACAACAACCAUCAACAACCAUACUGCACUCACCUUUGUGUACAUUGGUUGGUCUUCAAGAGGUUUUACAAAAUCAAUUGCAAGAUAUAAAGAACUACUUGUCCAACAAUAAUAAUAAUAAUGGAACAGAUCCCUCAAUUCCGAACAACAACCAUAACAAUUUUGGAGGAUUUACCAUCUUUUCAACAGGUAGAGAAGCAAAGAAUGGUGGAGAACAUUGUACCAUCAUGGUUAAGAGUGGCAGCACAACAAACUCAACAAACAACUAUUCGAGUGGCACCUUUUGGUUGAGUGAAACACCUGAGAAGCCAUCCAAAUAUUGGGAUGCAGCUUGUUACAGAAUUGCUACCUGGGUAAAAGUGCCAAUUCAUAUCAAGAAUGAUGACGAGAAGAUUGGUGAAACAACCUACCAUUUACUAUAUUUGAACACACAUUGGGAUCAUUUUAGUUCAAGGGCUUGUAUGCACAGUGCAAAAUUGAUUAAGAAUUUUGUCAAGGAUCAAGUGUUGAUGAAAAAUUCAGAAGAGAAUUUAAUUGGAGUCGUUGUGAGUGGAGAUUUCAAUUGUAACGUUGAAGAUAGGGCUUUUCAAGAAUUAUUGCAACCUUUGGAAAUUGAGAGUGAACGCUAUGGUAAAUUUUCAUUACACUUUAACAAUUCCUAUGAAUACUGCAAGAAGCACAUGUUACCAGUUUUAGGAAAGGAAACGACCUUUAAUAAUUGGAGUUUGAAUAAUCACUCAUCUAAGGUCACACGAAUUGAUCAUAUUUUGUUUGCAGAAAUUCCAUGCCCAACAACACCUCACCACAUUUCAUUAACACCAACCAAAUACGAGUGUUGCGAAGGAACAGCUGAAUUGGUGACCGAGGGCUCUCAUAAGAAGGAAAUCAUUGUCAUCAGUGAUCACUAUCCCAUCCUUGUAAAUUUCUCACUCUCUAUUACAGCAAGAGAGUCUACACAAUAA